AGGCCUCGCGCUCCAGCCCACCACGGGCGGCUGUCGACAGAGAAUGUGGAGAUCGGCUGCUUCUUGGGGGUGUCGCUGUCCGCAGAGGUGAGACCAGGCCAGCAUGGGGGACGCCAAGGACCUUUGCCCUCACCUGGACUCCUUAGGGGAGGUGACCAAGGACGACUUGCUGCUCAAAUCUAAGGGAACCUGUCAGUCGUGCGGUGUUUCUGGGCCGAACCUGUGGGCCUGUCUCCAGGUGGCCUGCCCCUACGUUGGCUGCGGAGAAUCCUUCGCCGACCACAGCACCAUCCAUGCGCAGGCACAAAAGCACAACCUGACCGUGAACCUGACCACGUUCCGGGUGUGGUGUUACGCCUGCGAGAAGGAGGUGUUCCCGGAGCAGCGGCUGGCGGCUCCCCUGCCGGCCGCCUCACCCCGACUCUUCGAGCAGGACUCUCCGCUGCCCUCCCACCCUCUGAAAGCCGUCCCCAUUGCCGUGGCCGACGAAGGGGAGUCCGAGUCAGAGGACGAUGACCUGAAACCUCGAGGCCUCACGGGCAUGAAGAACCUGGGGAACUCCUGCUACAUGAACGCCGCCCUGCAGGCCCUGUCCAACUGCCCUCCGCUGACCCAGUUCUUCCUGGAGUGCGGCGGCCUGGUGCGCACGGACAAGAAGCCCGCGCUGUGCAAGAGCUACCAGAAGCUGGUGUCCGAGGUCUGGCACCGGAAACGCCCAAGCUACGUGGUUCCCACCAGCCUGUCCCACGGCAUCAAGCUGGUCAACCCGAUGUUCCGAGGCUACGCCCAGCAGGACACCCAGGAGUUCCUGCGCUGCCUGAUGGACCAGCUGCACGAGGAGCUCAAGGAGCCGGUGGUGGCGGUGGCCGCGGCCCUGACGGAGGCCCGGGACUCGGACCUGAGUGACUCCGACGAGAAGAGGGAGGGCGACCGGAGCCCGUCAGAGGACGAGUUCCUGUCCUGCGACUCCAGCAGCGACAGGGGCGAGGGCGGUGGUCAGGGCCGCGGCGAGGCCGGCUCGGCGGAGGCGGAGCUGCUGAUGGGCGAGGAGACGGGCCGCGCCAUCUCGGAGAAGGAGCGGAUGAAGGACCGCAAGCUCUCCUGGGGCCAGCAGCGCACGAGCUCCGAGCAGGUGGACGAGGACGCGGACGUGGACACCGCCCUGGACCCCCGGCCCCCAGCGGCUCAGCCCCCAUCACCACGGUCCGCCAGCCCCUGCCGGACACCAGAGCCCGACAACGAGGCCCACAUGCGCAGCGCGUCCCGGCCCUGCAGCCCCGUCCACCACCACGAGGGCCACACCAAGCUGGCCAGCAGCCCUCCUCGCGCGAGCCCCGUGAGGAUGGGCCCGGCCUACGUGCUCAAGAAAGCCCCGGGGCCGAGCACGGGCAGCCGGCGGCGGAAGGAGCAGCGCUACCGCAGCGUCAUCUCCGACAUCUUCGACGGCUCCAUCCUCAGCCUCGUGCAGUGUCUCACCUGUGACCGGGUGUCCACUACGGUGGAGACAUUCCAGGACCUGUCCCUGCCCAUCCCGGGCAAGGAGGACCUGGCCAAGCUGCACUCGGCCAUCUACCAGAACGUGCCGGCCAAGCCGGGCUCCUGCGGGGACGGCUACGCCGCCCAGGGCUGGCUCGCCUUCAUCAUGGAGUACAUCCGACGGUUUGUGGUGUCCUGUACCCCCAGCUGGUUUUGGGGGCCGGUCAUCACCCUGGAAGACUGCCUCGCUGCCUUCUUUGCUGCGGAUGAGCUGAAGGGUGACAACAUGUACAGCUGCGAGCGGUGUAAAAAGCUGCGCAACGGGGUCAAGUACUGCAAGGUGCUGCGGCUGCCCGAGAUCCUGUGCAUCCACCUGAAACGCUUCCGGCACGAGGUGAUGUACUCAUUCAAAAUCAGCAGCCACGUCUCCUUCCCCCUCGAGGGACUCGACCUGCGCCCCUUCCUGGCCAAGGAGUGCACGUCCCAGAUCACCACCUACGACCUCCUCUCGGUCAUCUGCCACCACGGCACGGCGGGCAGCGGCCACUACAUCGCCUACUGCCAGAACGUGAUCAACGGGCAGUGGUACGAGUUCGAUGACCAGUACGUCACCGAGGUCCACGAGACGGUGGUGCAGAGCGCUGAGGCGUACGUCCUCUUCUACAGGAAGAGCAGCGAGGAGGCGGUGCGGGAGCGGCAGCAGGUGGUGUCCCUGGCCGCCAUGCGGGAGCCCAGCCUGCUGCGCUUCUACGUGUCCCGGGAAUGGCUGAACAAGUUCAACACCUUCGCCGAGCCGGGGCCGAUCACCAACCACACCUUCCUCUGCUCCCACGGAGGCAUCCCGCCCAACAAGUACCACUACAUCGACGACCUGGUGGUGAUCCUGCCGCAGAACGUGUGGGAGCACCUGUACAGCAGGUUUGGGGGCGGGCCUGCGGUGAACCACCUGUACGUGUGCUCCAUCUGCCAGGUGGAGAUCGAGGCGCUGGCCAAGCGCAGGCGGAUGGAGAUCGACACCUUCAUUAAGCUGAACAAGGCGUUCCAGGCCGAGGAGUCGCCCGGCGUCAUCUUCUGCAUCAGCAUGCAGUGGUUCCGCGAGUGGGAGGCCUUCGUCAAGGGCAAGGACAGCGAGCCCCCCGGCCCCAUUGACAACAGCAGGAUCGCGCAGGUGAAAGGCAGCGGCCACAUCCAGCUGAAGCCGGGCGCCGACUACGGGCAGAUCUCGGAGGAGACCUGGGCCUACCUGCACAGCCGGUACGGCGGCGGCCCCGAGGUCGCCAUCCGGCAGGGCGUGGCCCAGCCGCCGGACCCGGACAGCCUGCACGGGGAGCAGAAGAUCGAAGCCGAGACCCGCGCCCUGUGACCUCCGGGCUGCUCUGUGAGCCCCUCCUCCUUCUCCAGAGACCCCCCAUGUCCCUGAGCCCGGGACCCUGAGCACACCUCCCAGGAGGCGCUUGGAGGACCCUGGAGGGGCCCUGCCUGUGCCCCGCUCCCUGGGAGGGCGAGUUUGCCCUGGAGGAGAGGCUGCCGAGCCCAGGUGUGUUAGAGGCAGAGUGGUUGGUCCCAGUGCGACGCUGGGAUGGGGAGUCCACGCCCUCGGGCUGGCCCACACCACGGUCAGCGGGUCUUCGUCCCGGACCUGCCCACACACUCCUGUCACUGGGUCCCCAACCCGCCUCUGCCAGCGGAGGCCCAGCUUUGGUUCCGCGCUCUCAGCAGCGUGGCUUUGGGACAGAGGGUCGGAGAGGCUGCGGCUUCGUGGGCAUUUCUCACGGGUGCCUGGUCCAGCCCCCGAGGCCCGCACAGAACACAGCCGAGUGCCCGCCUCACCCCGCACCUCCCCGCGGUCAGAGAGGCUGCUGAGUGCUGGGCUGCUCUGGUUGGAGACUCGACUCAGGAGGGGUGUGUCCGAGGCCGCUGGCCCCCCGCCCUGCGCUGUGAGCCGCCCCAGUGGCUGGACUCGCCCCCAGGAACCGGUGGGCAAACAGAUGCUCUCGCUGCUGUCAUUUGCUGCUCAUGCAGCUCCCAGGGCGGCCAGGAGAGAAAGGCGCCCUGCCCAGCGCCAGGCCCGGCCGGAGGUGUGGCCCGGGAGCGUCCCCUGGGUGCUGAGUGAGGCCGCUGCGCCCCGCACCUCCAAGCACAGCUUCCACGGAGGAAGCAGCUGGGCCCGAAGCUCACCUCGUUGGGCCAAAGUGAAGUGGGGGGAGGGCGGGUCCUGGGACCAGAGCCCCCAAAUACUGUGGACUUCAGUCUCCGAAGCAGCAGAUGUGGCGGAAAUCCCAGCGGGCAGAGCCCUGCAGCUCAGGCUGCGGCCUCGUUCUCCCGGGACGUGGGACCUUCCCCGGCGAUCGCAGAGCAGCCCCCGUUGGGUGUCUGGGCGUUUACCCCAGUGUUUUGAGAGCUGCUACCGCACCACGGGUACCCCCCACCCCAGGGCCAUGGCGCGUGUUGCCCUGUGCGUGACAUGGAGCUUCCGCGGUGCGGGCUGGAAGCUGGCCCACGUCUGUGCCGUGUAGUCUGUGUGCGAGAUGCAUAAUAAAUCACCCGUGU
This is a messenger RNA of Eptesicus fuscus (big brown bat), 4026 nucleotides long. It is a transcript of the gene USP20, whose product is annotated as ubiquitin specific peptidase 20. The coding region runs from base 104 to 2839 and encodes 911 amino acids. Gene Ontology annotation, biological process: protein deubiquitination. The transcript is spliced from 24 exons. The record is from RefSeq and is a predicted model, not a curated record. Gene Ontology annotation, molecular function: zinc ion binding; cysteine-type deubiquitinase activity. NCBI's taxonomy places the organism in Eukaryota, Metazoa, Chordata, Mammalia, Chiroptera, Vespertilionidae.